UUCUGGGUUGGCUUGGGUCGUAAGUCCUAAGAUGGGGGCCGUCCUUCCCUGGGGGCAGGGACGUAGGGAACCAGGCGGUGGGGAGGGAGGAAGGAGCGACGAGGUCAGAGGAAACCUUGGGUUUCCAAGGCUCCUGGGGCACCAAAGGGCUUCCCGCAGUCGGGGAAUUGAGCCCUGGGGAGGAGCCUUUUGCGAGAACGUGAGCGCGCCCCAACACGCCUCAGACCUCGUAAACCCACUUGGCAAAGACCGGGGAAGCGGCUGGCGCACCGACUGCGGUGAACUCAAGAAAUUAACCUGUGCUGCAAUUAAACGGGCUGCCGCCCUUUCACACUCACCUCGAGCGACCGAGAUAGAGAGAGCUCCCGAACCGGCCGCGGGGGGACCUGGCUCCACCCUCCCGUCCCAGGAGAAGAGGACAAAAAGGGGAGAUGGACUUGGAGUGGCCCCGCCCUUCACAACGCUCCAAUCCUUGGAAACCAAACCUCCUCUCCAAGCCUCCACGUCUAGAAGGGACAAAGACAGCGAGGAGAUCCAGAGACCAACGGGGAGAUGGUGGCUUUCAGGCUUCUGGUGUGGGUGCGUGGGGGAAAGGUACAAUGGUUAAGUUUCCAUCCCAAAUACGGCACCACACGAUGGUCUUUAGAAGACACACUCGGUCUUUGGUUUAGAAGCAAAUUGACUUCCUGAAGCUGUGAAGCGAACUAUCGCAAAACUCUCUUGCUUUUUGAAUGUGGGGGCGAUACGAAUUCAAUUAAUGAUGCCAUACACAUCAUCUUUUCGACUUUUUAGAAGUCACAAACGCUUUAACUCCCCAGUGAAAAUAAUUGAAAGAGGUUAAACAUAAAGGGAAUGGGCUUUUCUUUUUUCUUGUUUUUAUUUGGGGCAAUUUUUCAAAUGAUUAAAAAAAAAACUGUAUAAAAGCUGGGUCAGUCAAGGAAAGCGCUGUGGCCGAAGGUUUUCGUGAAAACCUUAGUAAACUUGGCAUUUAAGUAACUGUAAUUAUGCUUUGCCAUUAGCAGACCAUUAAGAUAAACAGGAGAAAGUUCACACCUCCUGCUAUUUUGUUCCCUAAGAAUAUUCACAAAGAUAAUACCAGGCUAGUUGGUGGGUUAUCUUCUCCAUUAGGAGGGUUAAUGUUUAAAUUUGUUAAUUAAAAUACAAAAAAUUUGGUUUCCUACACAGCCAACAAUGUGAGGGAAGUCUCAUGGGGACAUCCUGACUCAUUGAAAUUUACCUUUUGUUACUUUAUCCUGUGGCAUUAUCCCCUGGAGUCAUAUGGGGUUUCAAGACUAUUAAUGUUGCAGGGAAUGUGAAUAUGUUAGAAGUCUGGACUUUCUUCUCCCUUAUCAUGGGUGACUGGCAUACACACUCCUCAUAAAGAGAAAUUAUGGCUCAUCAAAAGAGUGACUUUAUGAGCAUUAAUAGAAUAAUAAAUCUUGCAUUUUUAGUUCAAGAAACAGUGAAGUCUUAUAAUCAGAAUGACCAAUGCAAGUAUGAUCCAUUCACUUGCCCAACUCUCAACAGGAUACGGAUAGUCUAUAAAUCAUUUUAGUUUUUAAAACCUCAAAAAAGGAAGGCACCCAAAUCUCUCAAAGGAAAGUGUUUAUGGGGGGAAAGGGACUUCUAGCAAACCUGCAGGAAGAGAUCUUGGAAAAACGAACAGUCGGUCCAGAAGCUGAAUUAGAUAGAAUUUCCACCGAAGCAAGAAUGGAUAGAUGUUCUAAUGUCGUUGUUUCAAUAUUUAUGUUCUAUCAUUUAAAAAGAGAAAAGUCUUCCUGCUUCCUGAAAGCUAUAAAAAAAAGAAAAAUCCAGUUGAUAGCCCCAUUUUCUAAAUUCCAGCUGGAAAACUGUUCGAGUUGAUGAUUUUAGCAAAAGGAAGAGUAGGUGAAUACAAUGUGGCUUUUUAACCACAUUUUACACAUCUCUUAACUUGGUGGUAUUUCCCUAUGUAAAACUUCCUUUCUAUGCAAUGCAAUGUAAUCUUUUUACUAAUUGAGUUUGUGAUUUUUUAAUGAGUUAUCUAUUUUGAGAUCUUUACUCUUGUUGGAAAUUACUCAAUCUUCAAAAAAUUUUUCUCAAAACUUCAGACUGGAUAAUUGUGGACGCUCCAAAUAUCAAAAAAGUGAAGUCACUAGCACACCUUCUUUCUAAUCUCUUCCAGAAGAAUCAAUAUAUUGUCAUAAACCCAUAUUUAAACAUAUAUAACUAGGUAACCAGUGUCCAUGCCUAGGGAAAAGUGACUAACAGAAGACAAAGGGGGAUGAUUCAUGAUUCUGAACAGCUCUCAAAGGAAGAGACAUUGCAAUAACUUAUAUUAAACUUACUCCAUAUGAAUCUUUGUAUAUAUGCCUUUGGAUAUCAAAGAUAUUUCAAUAGUGAUAUUCUAAAAUUCAAAAGAAAGUCUUUCUUCCAUAGGUAGUAGUUAAAUUUACAGUUCUAUCAAACUAGUUAUUGUAAUAUGUAAUGUGUAAUUUCAUUCGAUCAUUGAGUGUUUAGCAUCUGUAUUAUGCCAUUCUCAGAACUGAGUACUAGGGAUACAAAGAUGAAUAACUGAAAUGAGUCAAAUUUUUGAUGCAUGAUCUACUUCAUGAACCACUAGCUUCAAUAUCACAUUACUUGGAUAUAAAACUUCAGAUUUUUUACUCAAAAGCAAUACCAGGAUUUGGCCUAUGAUGAAACUGUAAUUAAUUUGAAUAUUUCUGUUCUCACAAUGAAGUUAUUAAGGAGUAAUAUUUUGUCAAAACUUUUGGAGUUCGUUGUAAAGCCAAUGUGUUGGCUUAAUUCACAAUUUAACAUGAAAUUCUUCCUCAAA
This is a messenger RNA of Macaca mulatta (Rhesus monkey), 2815 nucleotides long. NCBI's taxonomy places the organism in Eukaryota, Metazoa, Chordata, Mammalia, Primates, Cercopithecidae. The record is from RefSeq and is a predicted model, not a curated record.